CUAGUGAUAACAGUAAGUUCAGCUUUGGUGUGCCUAAAAAUAAGAAUGGCAAAGCGUGAACUAUCCAGCACCUUGAGGAACUUGAAGUUUAUGCAAAGGGCAGCUCUGAGAGAGGAAAAGCCUAAGAAAGAAGAAGUAGAAGAAGUAGAAGGAGCAGAAGAAGAAGUAGAAGAAGAAGAAGUGAUACCUGGUGGAAAUUUUCCCUCUAGUGCUCCCAAAAGAUGUGUUGUCAUUAGGGAAGGGGAUCCCCACCCUGGGGCUACAAGGGGUCGGAUGUCUUUUCAAUGCUUUAAUCCUUCUAUUGAUAAAUUAAGAGAAGAAGCGUCAAAACCACAUUCUGAAGGUUCUGCUGCUUGUUCUUCAGAGGCGAGUGAAAUAAAUUCGAAAAGAGAAAAUGGAACAUCACAAUGUGGGUUGGAGAACUCUAAUGUGGAGGACUCGUGUCAUUCUCCUAACGAAGAUCUUAAAAGGAAGCAAGAUGAUACAUCCUCUGAGGCGCAGUAUCCAAACAAAUCACAUAAGAGAGUUCUUGGCAAUCCAGAGUCGUCACCUAGUAGUAGUCGGAGUUCCCAGAAGCCACAUGGACUGGACUGGAGUGUUCUUAAACCUCCAAAGUCUCAAAAGAAAAGGCGGUAAGUGUAACUUACAGUGAUUUUGUUUACUGCUUCGGCAAAUUUCUGUAUUUUCAAUUUAUGUUGAGGAAUGGUAACAUUAGUCUUCUGGAUUAUGGUAAUUUUUUGUAUCAAUUUAUACUAGCCUUUUUACUUUUGAAUUUUUAUUGAAAAAAAUUUCUGCCA
Messenger RNA from Nicotiana tabacum (common tobacco), 797 nucleotides. RefSeq lists its product as uncharacterized. The record is from RefSeq and is a predicted model, not a curated record. Lineage: Eukaryota; Viridiplantae; Streptophyta; Magnoliopsida; Solanales; Solanaceae. Gene Ontology annotation, biological process: maturation of 5.8S rRNA.